Messenger RNA from Colletotrichum spaethianum, 426 nucleotides. RefSeq lists its product as uncharacterized. The record is from RefSeq and is a predicted model, not a curated record. Lineage: Eukaryota; Fungi; Ascomycota; Sordariomycetes; Glomerellales; Glomerellaceae. The transcript has a single exon. The coding region runs from base 1 to 426 and encodes 141 amino acids.
AUGGCAGGUAGAGACACAACCGCCCACGGCCUCUCCGCCGCCCUCCGCAACGACGAGAUCCCAACGGACCCGCGCGUCCUCGCCGACUUCGGCUUCGACAAGUGCUUCUCCGGCAUCGAUCGGGCCCACCUCUCAAUGGUGUACUCGGUCCUCAUGGUCGACUUCGGAGUGCGACCCAACGAGCUGAACAAGUGGAAGGCCAAGGGAAUGAAGGCCGUCAGCGACAAGAUCCGCGCCAAGUUCGCGGCCAAGAAGGAGCGCGUACACGAACUUCACCAUGUCUGGUUCCUCGAGAACCAGUACAUCUGGGACGAGUCGGACGUCAAGGGCCGGGCCAAGGCGUCCGCUUCGGCCCGUAAGAUGAUUAAGCAGAAGCUGGCUUUGCAGAAGAAGAAGAAGAAGGAUGCGUUUGACUGGUGGUCUUGA